GGCGGUGAGGUAAUCGGGUAAACAGAAAAGAUGGCGGCGUGUGUCGCCGGAGAGAGGUUGUCGAGCCCGACCGGGGCUGGUGGCGCAAAUCGCGACCGCCGCGGCGAGAAGUUGACGGAUUUGCCCACCGAAUUGUUGGAACACAUCUUGUGCUUGCCGGUGCUCGAGCACGUCGACAUUUGUAAUGUGUCCUGCUGCUGCCUGCGCCUGCGCGACCUUUGCCACGGCCCAGGGAAGGUGUGGGGGCACCAGUACAAACUCAGAUGGCCGCGGCUGCAGAGGUUUUACCCGCAGAAUGAGAGCUGCGACUGGCUGCGCGAGUACAAAACGCGCCACCGGGUGGGCGUCCAAAUCCGGAGGACGGUGGAGUCCAUCUCCAAACGCUUCUUCAUGGAAGUGCCAUGCAUCGGCCAGGUGCUGGGCGACAGCUUCGCUGAGAUCGAGUCGCUAGGGAUGCCUGAGCAUUUCUGCGAGGAUGAGCUGCUCUUCAUUCUUCACACCGAUAGGAGGAAAAGCCUGACAUUGAAGUAUUAUGCAAAGAAGAUCCUUUACUUCCUGAGACAGCAGAACAUCCUGCGCAGUCUCAAAAGCUUCCUGGAGCAGCCGCCCGAGCAGCAGUCGGCACUCGCAGGUGCCAUCCUGGUGGACCAGUACUGCAACCCGCUGACCGAAGUCACGCUGGACGGAAUAUCGGCGCAGCUAGACGACGUUGCGGGGAUGGUCAAGAAGACGCUGCGGGCGAAGAAUCCGUCCCACCCCAGCCUUCGCGUGGCUCCAGGCGGGGAGCGUCUCCUGCUGGAGGACUUUGAGCUCCAGCGGCAGGUGUUCUGUGCCCUGAACGCCGUCUUGUACGACCAACUGCAGUACAAGGGUGACCAGUUAGACUACUACAACCCCCUCAACUCCUACAUCCACCAGGUGCUGCUCCGCCGCAAGGGCAUCCCCAUAAGCCUCUCGGUGCUCUACAUGACACUGGCCCAGAGGUUGGGCGUCAAGCUAGAGCCGGUCAACUUCCCCAGCCACUUCCUGCUGCGUUGGUGCCAAAAAGCACAAGGGAGCGACGACAUCUAUGACUACGUGUACAUCGACGCUUUCGGCAAAGGCAAGCAGAUGACAGCCAAAGAGUGCGAGUACCUCAUCGGGCACCAGGCCAGCGCCGACUACUACGGCGGCAUCGCCACCACUGAGGUGCUGCUCAGGAUGGUGGGAAACCUGCUCAACAUCGGGAAACGAGGGGAAGGCAACGAGAAGUCUUACCAGCUCCUGAGGGACACGCUGGACCUUUUCCUCACCAUCAACCCAGACAACGUCCCAUAUCUUCUGCUGCAGGCCAGACUCUACUUCCACCUCGGCAUCUGGCCCGAGAAGGUUCUGGACAUCCUGCAGCACAUCCAGGCGUUGGACCCGUCCCAGCACGGCGCGGUGGGCUACCUGGUGCAACACACGCUGGAGCACAUCCAGCACAAGAAGCACCCCACCGCACCCGAGGUGAAGCGGCGCGCGACGGCCGACCACGGGGACGUCCGCUACUCCGUGGGCCUCGUCAUGAAACACAAGAGGUCGGGUUACAACUGCGUCAUCUAUGGCUGGGACCCCAAGUGCACCAUGAGCCAGGAGUGGAUCACCACCAUGAGGGUCCACCAGCUCCCAGAUGGCGCCGAGCAGCCCUUCUACAAUGUCCUGGUGCAGGACGGCACCUGCCGAUAUGCCGCGCAAGGUGAACGAGAACCUGGAGCCCCACUCGGACCCUCUGGAGAUCGGGCACCCCGAGGUGGGCCGCUACUUCUGCGAGUUUGCCCGCACGCACUACGUGGCCAACGACGAGCUGAGGACGCUCUACCCCGAUGACUCGGACCACACGGAGGAGGAGGCACGCGACCUCUACCCACACGUGCGCCCGCCCACGCCCAUGUAGCCACAUUUCCCAUCAAGUCACAUCUAACAUGAAAAAGAAAACACAUGGAGAUAAACAUUGAUUGGCCACUUCAUUAGGUACACCUGCACAGACUAAUUACAUCAAGUCCCAUGCAAAAAGUCAUUUGUGCUAAAUAAGGCCACCAGAAUAUUAGGAACAGCAACCAACAACCACCGUAAUUGUUAAUAUUAAAGAUAAAUGUCGUGUA
Messenger RNA from Phyllopteryx taeniolatus (common seadragon), 2123 nucleotides. RefSeq names its product F-box protein 21 (gene fbxo21). The transcript is spliced from 12 exons. Gene Ontology annotation, molecular function: DNA binding; protein binding. Lineage: Eukaryota; Metazoa; Chordata; Actinopteri; Syngnathiformes; Syngnathidae. The record is from RefSeq and is a predicted model, not a curated record. Bases 31 to 1848 code for a protein of 605 amino acids.